Messenger RNA from Pseudocercospora fijiensis CIRAD86, 771 nucleotides. RefSeq lists its product as uncharacterized. Gene Ontology annotation, cellular component: mitochondrion; mitochondrial inner membrane. Lineage: Eukaryota; Fungi; Ascomycota; Dothideomycetes; Mycosphaerellales; Mycosphaerellaceae. The record is from RefSeq and is a predicted model, not a curated record. Gene Ontology annotation, biological process: protein insertion into mitochondrial inner membrane from matrix. The transcript has a single exon. The coding region runs from base 1 to 771 and encodes 256 amino acids.
AUGCUCAAUUACAUGGGUUUAAUCGAAGGAACAUUCGUCCCACCCACAGGCCACAAACUCCCUUCCCUCUUCACACAAACCCGGGACCGGCUACAAAUCGAAAAAUCCCGCUUCAUGAAUUUCGUGAAAUAUUGUCAAUCACACUUCAUGGCAUUCUGGUUCGUGAAGCCUCGAUUACAACUACAGAGGAGCAAGACUCCGAAGAUAGCGCAAGAGAUAUAUGAGGCGAUGUACAAAGCUCUCGCAGCAGGGGAUUUGAAUAACGAUGCUGGCCUAGAACAUACAUUAGCGCCUGGAUUUGCCAAAAGUUUGCAGUCGAGGAUACAUCAGAGAGCACAUGGAGAGCUCCUCGAAUGGAAGCUUCACAAGUAUCUCGAACGGCCGAGAUGUGUGGCAUAUGUGUUUGCGUUGCCGGAUGUCAAGGGGUCGAAUGAGAAGAGGACGGGGAUUAUGCAGGCUGUUGUGAGGAUUAGCAGUCAGCAGUCUUUGAUGCGUUUGAAGAGGAUGAGGGUUUUGGAUCCCGCGACCCAGCAAUACGUGGUUGCGGAUGUGCCGGUGGAUAGGAAUGGGCAGGCGAUUCCGGAAGAAAAGAUUCAGGAGGAAGAGAUGAAGAAUCGGAAGGAUGUGACGGAGUACCUUGUGCUGCAGAGGUUAUUGCGGCAGGGUGAGGUUGGUGAGUGGCAGGCUUGGGGCACGACGACUGAGACUGGGCUGCAAGAGAUCAGGAAGCAGAAAGAAGUCAAGCAGAAGAGAUUGCUUGGUGCUGCGUAG